Messenger RNA from Cutaneotrichosporon cavernicola, 849 nucleotides. RefSeq lists its product as uncharacterized. Gene Ontology annotation, biological process: fatty acid beta-oxidation. Bases 1 to 849 code for a protein of 282 amino acids. The transcript has 2 exons. Gene Ontology annotation, cellular component: mitochondrion. Gene Ontology annotation, molecular function: enoyl-CoA hydratase activity. The record is from RefSeq and is a predicted model, not a curated record. NCBI's taxonomy places the organism in Eukaryota, Fungi, Basidiomycota, Tremellomycetes, Trichosporonales, Trichosporonaceae.
AUGUUCACUGCCCUCCGCCCCGCCGCUCGCUCGACCAUGCGCCAGUACGCGCGCUCCAUGUCGACCGCCGCCGAGCCCCUCGUCCUCGCCUCGCGCUCCGAGUCGGGCAAGGUUGCCAUCCUCCAGCUCAACCGCCCCAAGGCCCUCAACGCUCUUUCGUCGCCCCUCUUUGACACCCUUAACGCCGAGAUGGAGAAGGCUGACAACGACCCGUCGGUCCGCGCCAUUGUCCUCACUGGCGGUGACAAGGUCUUCGCUGCCGGUGCCGACAUCAAGGAGAUGAAGGACAAGGAGUUCUCGGACGCCUACAAGAACAACUUCCUCGGCACCUGGGGCAAGGUUGCUUCGAUCCGCAAGCCCAUUGUCGGCGCCGUUGCCGGCUACGCCCUUGGCGGUGGCUGCGAGCUCUCGAUGAUGGCCGAUGUCCUCAUCUGCUCGGAGAAGGCCACCUUUGGUCAGCCCGAGAUCACCCUCGGCAUCAUCCCCGGCGGUGGUGGCACCCAGCGCCUCAGCCGCCUCAUUGGCAAGAACCGCUCGAUGGACGUCUGCCUUUCGAACCGCUUCAUUUCGGGCAAGGAGGCCGGCGAGUGGGGCCUCGUUUCCCGCGUCAUCCCCGCCGACCAGUCGGUUACCGCCGAGGCCGUCAAGAUCGCCGACAAGAUUGCCUCGUUCGGUGUCGUCGCCGCCCAGGCCGUCAAGGAGACUGUCAACGCUUCGCAGGAGCUUCCUCUUGAGCAGGGCCUCCGCUUCGAGCGCCGCAUCUUCCAGGCUCUCUUUGCCACGGCCGACCAGAAGGAGGGCAUGUCUGCUUUCGCUGAGAAGCGCAAGCCCACCUGGACCGACAACUAA